AUGCCAGAAGUUAACCGUGUAGCAGAGCACUACAACAACAUAAAAAGUCUGGGAAUUGAAGGACGAAAAGUCUCUGAAAUCAUUGCGGUCCGCGAGGUAAACAACUUUAUAAAGCUGAAACUGAUCGAGAAAUACAUCCAGAAAAACCACACGGUGUUCGACAUGGGAUGCGGAAAGGGGGGAGAUCUCUCAAAGCUGAAGUACGCGAACAUCAAAAAGUACUACGGAUGCGACAUAGCAGAAGACUCCCUGAAGGAGGCCUUGGAAAGAUCGCUCUCCCACAGAUUCAAGAUAAAUCUCAUGAACGCUGAUUUUACAAAAGAUAAAAUAGUUUUGGAAGAUAAGGUAGAUCUCGCGAUGUCCCAGUUCAGCUUCCACUACUCUUUUGUAGAUGAGGUGUCUGUGAGAAAAGCAGUGAUGAACGUGUGCAAUAACCUGAAAAAAGGAGGAGUGUUCAUCAUGACAGUUCCUGAUAAGAAUGUAAUAAUAAGAAGAUCAGACAGAAACACAGUGGACGGGUCAUUUGGCAAUAAAUACCACAAGAUCACCAUCAACAGCUCGUUUAAAACAAACAAGCUCUUUGGCAGGGGGUACAACUUCUUCCUGCACGAGGCAGUGACGGGAUGUGAAGAGUAUCUAACCGACAUAGAAUACUUAACAGAUCUUUUCAGAGAAAAAGGGCUGGUAAAAAUCCUGGACACAGACUUUCUGUCGUUUUUGAACAGCGAGAUGAACAACGAUCCAGCAACCUACAAGAGAAUGGUAAAGAAUACGCUAUCAAAGGAAGAAGUGCCAAUAAUAGAACUGUACAGAGCUGUGGCAUUCAGAAAAGAAGCAUGA
This is a messenger RNA of Nematocida minor, 840 nucleotides long. RefSeq names its product mRNA (guanine-N7-)-methyltransferase. The coding region runs from base 1 to 840 and encodes 279 amino acids. Lineage: Eukaryota; Fungi; Microsporidia. The transcript has a single exon. The record is from RefSeq and is a predicted model, not a curated record. Gene Ontology annotation, biological process: 7-methylguanosine mRNA capping. Gene Ontology annotation, molecular function: mRNA 5'-cap (guanine-N7-)-methyltransferase activity. Gene Ontology annotation, cellular component: nucleus.